CCUCCUGGGCCAUGGAGAAUCUGGCACGGAUGAAGAAAUGGGGGAGCUCAGAAUCACGGGAAUCUCAGGACCUGCCUCAAGAGGACUCCUGCUCAGACCCCCUAGAUGGAGACCCUAACUACAGGCCAGCUCCAUCCAAGCCCCACAGCUUCCCCACAGCCAAGAGCCGCAGCCGACUCUUUGGCAAGGGUGACUCAGAGGACACAUCCCUCAUGGACUGCUCUUAUGAGGAAGGCCAGCUGGCAUCCUGCCCAGCCAUCACCAUCAGCCCUGUAGUCAUCAUCCAGAGGCCUGGGGAUGGCCCCACCUGUGUCAGGCAGCUGUCCCAGGACUCUGCUGCCACUGAGAACCUCAAGCUCUACGAUCGCAGGAAGAUCUUUGAAGCAGUUGCUCAGAAUAACUGUGAGGAGCUGGAGAGCCUGCUGCUCUUCCUGCAGAAGAGCAAGAAGCAUCUCAUGGACAGCGAGUUCAAAGACCCAGAGACAGGGAAGACCUGCCUGCUGAAAGCCAUGCUCAACCUUCACAACGGGCAGAACGACACCAUCCCCCUGCUCCUGGAGAUAGCCCGGCAGACGGACAGCCUGAAGGAGCUCGUCAACGCCAGCUACACGGACAGCUACUACAAGGGCCAGACAGCGCUGCACAUAGCCAUCGAGAGGCGGAACAUGGCGCUGGUGACCCUGCUGGUGGAGAACGGGGCCGAUGUCCAGGCUGCAGCCAACGGGGACUUCUUUAAGAAAACCAAAGGGCGACCUGGCUUCUAUUUUGGUGAGCUGCCCCUCUCCCUGGCCGCGUGCACCAACCAGCUGGGCAUCGUGAGGUUCCUGCUGCAGAACUCCUGGCAGCCAGCUGACAUCAGUGCCAGGGACUCAGUGGGCAACACGGUUCUGCACGCGCUGGUGGAGGUGGCCGACAACACGGCUGACAACACCAAGUUCGUGACGAGCAUGUACAAUGAGAUUCUGAUCCUGGGGGCCAAAAUCCACCCUACACUGAAGCUGGAGGAGCUCACCAACAAGAAGGGGCUGACGCCGCUGGCUCUGGCCGCCCGGAGUGGGAAGAUCGGGGUCUUGGCUUAUAUUCUUCAGAGGGAGAUCCAGGAGCCUGAGUGUAGGCACCUGUCCAGAAAGUUCACCGAGUGGGCUUACGGGCCUGUGCACUCCUCACUCUACGACCUGUCCUGUAUCGACACCUGUGAGAAGAACUCGGUGCUGGAGGUGAUCGCCUACAGUAGCAGCGAGACCCCUAAUCGCCAUGACAUGCUCUUGGUGGAGCCGCUGAACCGCCUCCUGCAGGACAAGUGGGACAGAUUCGUCAAGCGCAUCUUCUACUUCAACUUCUUCGUCUACUGCUUGUAUAUGAUCAUCUUCACCACGGUCGCCUACUACAGACCUGCGGGAGGCCGGCCUCCCUUUAAGCCAAAACACACUGUAGGGGACUAUUUCCGAAUCACUGGAGAGAUUAUUUCUGUGGCAGGUGGUAUCUACUUUUUUUCCCGAGGGAUUCAGUAUUUCCUGCAAAGGCGGCCGUCGCUGAAGACCUUGUUUGUGGACAGCUAUAGUGAGAUGCUUUUCUUCAUGCAGUCGCUGUUCAUGCUGGCGACCGUGGUGUUGUACUUCUGCCACCGCAAGGAGUACGUGGCCUCCAUGGUGUUCUCCCUGGCCAUGGGCUGGACCAACAUGCUCUACUACACCCGCGGCUUCCAGCAGAUGGGCAUCUAUGCCGUCAUGAUCGAGAAGAUGAUCCUCAGAGACCUGUGUCGCUUCAUGUUUGUGUACCUCGUGUUCCUGUUCGGGUUUUCCACAGCGGUGGUGACGCUGAUUGAGGAUGAAAGGAAUGACUCUGUGUCGGUCGAGUCGUCGCCACACAGGUGGCGAGGGCACGGCUGCCGGUCGGCCGACAGCUACAACAGCCUGUACUCCACGUGUCUGGAGCUGUUCAAGUUCACCAUCGGCAUGGGGGACCUGGAAUUCACCGAGAACUAUGACUUCAAGGCUGUCUUUGUCAUCCUGUUGCUGGCCUACGUGAUUCUCACGUACAUCCUCCUGCUCAACAUGCUGAUCGCCCUCAUGGGCGAGACGGUCAACAAGAUUGCGCAGGAGAGCAAGAACAUCUGGAAGCUGCAGAGAGCCAUCACCAUCCUAGACACGGAGAAGAGCUUCCUCAAGUGUAUGAGGAAGGCCUUUCGCUCAGGCAAGCUGCUGCAGGUGGGGUACACACCUGAUGGCAAGGACGACUACAGGUGGUGUUUCAGGGUGGACGAGGUGAACUGGACCACCUGGAACACCAACGUGGGCAUCAUCAACGAAGACCCGGGCAACUGUGAGGGCAUCAAGCGCACCCUGAGCUUCUCCCUGCGGUCAAGCCGAGUUGCAGGGAGGAACUGGAAGAACUUUGCCCUGGUUCCCCUCUUAAGAGAUGCAAGUACUCGAGAAAGGCACCCUGCCCAGCCUGAAGAAGUUCACCUGAGGCACUUCACAGGGUCCCUCAAGCCCGAAGAUGCUGAGAUCAUCAACGAUUCUGCGGCUUUAGGGGAGAAGUGAGGGACUGCACAGGGUGCUCUCGGCCCUGUGGGCCUUGGGUACCCCACUGCCACUGGUGAUGGGCAUGUAGGGGCCUCUAGGGAUGUCUCAGCAACCUGGCCCCACCAGCGUCGCCUCCCAGCCUUUACUGGACCGCACGGGACAAGCUGUGGGAGGUGUUGCUGGAUGCCCAGGAAGAGUCAUCCAACCUUCGCUGUCCCCAGCUGCAUCUCCUAAGACAAAAGGAUCUCGCUUUCUGGGGUUUACUGACUUUAUCAAACAUGCGAAUGAGAAGUCUCCACAUGCGCGUAUGCAAUGCCCCUUUGAUUUUCUAUUCCUAGGAGUGAAAGGCAGCGAAGCCCAGGGAAACACCUCUGAGAACAAAAUGCUUCCUUUGAGAUAAAAUGCCGAAGCGCCUGUCUGAAUCGUGCUUAGUAUCUCCCCUGUCCAGAGUGGUCUGGGAUGGUGAUGGUUGCUCAGCUGGAGAAGGUGGGGGAACCUGGCCCCCUUCCCAGCUCUGCCAGAACCAGGUGUUUCUGGAGUGACUCCCUUCUCCUAUGUGAUGCAUCAUAGUUCCAAAAAUAUUAGCUCUGCUGCUGCUGCUGCUAAGUCGCUUCAGUCGUGUCCGACUCUGUGCCACCCCAUAGAUGGCAGCCCACCAGGCUCCCCCAUCCCUGCUGUUCAAAUAAAAGUAUGGGACCAUGUCCCAAAACCAUGUGGCAAGAAUUUUUUUAAUAAUCUUCCAUCUAUAGUGGCCAUAGUCCCUGCUUGCCUGCAGUGGUACCUAUUUCCAUCUCCACUCAACUUGCCAUCCAUCAAAUAAAUACAGAAAUAAACAUAUAUGUCAUAUCAAGUG
Bubalus bubalis (water buffalo) is the source of this 3378-nucleotide messenger RNA. RefSeq names its product transient receptor potential cation channel subfamily V member 1 (gene TRPV1). The coding region runs from base 12 to 2543 and encodes 843 amino acids. The record is from RefSeq and is a predicted model, not a curated record. Gene Ontology annotation, cellular component: membrane. Gene Ontology annotation, molecular function: protein binding; calcium channel activity. Lineage: Eukaryota; Metazoa; Chordata; Mammalia; Artiodactyla; Bovidae. Gene Ontology annotation, biological process: calcium ion import across plasma membrane. The transcript has 15 exons.